This is a messenger RNA of Nerophis ophidion (straightnose pipefish), 1423 nucleotides long. Its product is annotated as beta/gamma crystallin domain-containing protein 1-like. NCBI's taxonomy places the organism in Eukaryota, Metazoa, Chordata, Actinopteri, Syngnathiformes, Syngnathidae. The record is from RefSeq and is a predicted model, not a curated record. Gene Ontology annotation, biological process: visual perception; lens development in camera-type eye. The transcript is spliced from 8 exons. Gene Ontology annotation, molecular function: structural constituent of eye lens. The coding region runs from base 106 to 1380 and encodes 424 amino acids.
GGGACGUUUGGUCUUUUGUCUCUCGCCAGGUAUAAAUGAAGCAGGUUCAGACAGGCAGGCAUCAGUUCAAGCACAGUUCUCCCAGAGAUUCUGCAGACCGUCACCAUGGGCAAGAUCAUUCUGUUCGAGGAGAAGAACUUCCAGGGCCGCUCUUACGAGUGCAUGAGCGACUGUGCCGACAUGUCGUCCUACCUGAGCCGCUGCCAGUCCUGCCGGGUGGAGAGCGGCUGCUUCAUGGUCUACGAGCGCCCCAACUUCAUGGGCAACCAGUCCUUCAUGAGGAGGGGCGAGUACUCCGACUCCAUGAGCAUGAUGGGCGUCAGCGGCGGCAUCAAGUCCUGCCGCGUGGUCCCCAUGCACAGAGGCCAGUUCAGGAUGAAGAUCUUCGAGCGGGAGAACAUGAGCGGCCAGAUGAACGAGCUGACGGAGGACUGCGACAACAUCCAGGAGCGCUUGGGCAUGAGCGACUGCCUGUCCAGCCAGGUGUUGGAGGGCCACUGGCUGCUGUUCGAGCAGCCCCACUUCCGGGGCAGGAUGCUGUACGUCAGGCCCGGCGAGCACCGCAGCUUCCGGGAGAUGGGCAUGAGCGGCAUGAGGGUCAUGAGCAUGAGGCGCAUCACCGAUUCCUGGGCACUAAGGGCCACGCUGCCUAUAAAUUGUCAGCUUACAGAUCAGAAAGAUGCUCACGCUUCCGGCCGCCUUUGUGGGGAGAUUGAAUCGGGACAAACUUCUGCGGGAGUGGAAAUAGGAGAACAUGGCCGUCCACGCUCCAUAGGGCCUCUAUACCAUGCUGCUGAGUCAGGGCUGCACACAAUGGUGGCUGCAGAGUCUUUUGGCUUUGGAACCAACGCAACCAUGGGCAAGAUCAUCUUUUACGAGGAGAGGAACUUCCAGGGCCGCUCGUACGAGUGCAUGAGCGACUGCUCCGACAUGUCCUCCAACCUGAGCCGAUGCCAGUCCUGCCGGGUGGAGAACGGCUGCUUCAUGGUCUACGAGCGCCCCAACUUCAUGGGCAACCAGUACUUCAUGAGGAGGGGCGAGUACUCCGACUCCAUGAGCAUGAUGGGCAUGAGGGACUGCAUCAGGUCCUGCCGUUCAAUCCCCAUGCAUAGAGGUCAGUUCCGGAUCAAGAUCUUCGAGCGGGAGAACUUCAGCGGCCAGUCCAACGAGCUGCAGGAGGACUGCGACAACAUCCAGGAGCGCUUCCGCAUGAGCGACUGCCUGUCCUGCCAGGUGUUGGAGGGCCACUGGCUGCUGUUCGAGCAGCCCCACUUCCGGGGCAAGAUGAUGUACGUCAGGCCCGGCGAGUACCGCAGUUUCCGGGAGAUGGGUCUCAACAGCAUGAGGUUCAUGAGCAUGAGGCGCAUCAUGGACAUCUAAAAUAAAAAUAAAAUGUGUUCUGUUGAAAAUGGUUCACUGAGGA